AUGGUAUCUCCUCAGGCAACAUAUCUCCUCAGGCAACAUAUCUCCUCAGGCAACAUAUCCCCACAGGAAAAUGACGGAGAUCUCUGUGAUGAGUUUGAGUCAGCCUGUGGACAUCAUCUGACAGAACAGCAAGUCAACGAUGUUUUAAAGAAUUUUAAGAAAAAAGACAAGCAGUUAGCAGCAUCUCAGUUUAACACACCAGCUCAAUACGACCGAGCAUAUAAAUCAAGGUCUUAUCAAACAGGAGGAGGAAUUGGCCCAGGGCCUGCUGACAAGCAUAACCCUGACACCCAGGCUGAUGACCUGAAUUAUCUAAUUCCCGCUUCCACACCGUGGAAUAGAACUGAACAAUCCAGUGAUCAGGAGUAUACAAUUCAAGUGAUCCAGGAUAAAUUCAAUACAACAUUAGCUGCGAGGGCAGCUAAUUUAACAACUCCACCAGUUCAUAAAAAAGUAAUUCCAGCACCAGUUACACACACACACUCAUCAGUUCCUAAAACAAUAAUUCUAGCACCAGUCACUCACACACUCACAUCAAGCAUCACAAACACAAAUUCACUCUCAUUACACACCACAAAAGCACAUACACUUUCUUCACACACUGCUACACCUAGUCAUUCACCCCCUACACACACGUCACAGAUGCAUUCACUUCAGUCAAACAUUACAGCACUACCAGAUUCACACACUGGCACAAAUUCUCAAUCCAGCACUCCACUUCAAACAAGCUCUUUUACAUCUUCGACCAUCUCUACAUCUUCCACAACUCUUUAUGAAUCACGCAAAACUAGACUGCCCGAACCUGAACUUUCCUAUGGUAAAGUUAGCAAAAAGGAGAAGCCAUCUGACCCCGGUGCAGAUUACUUUUCAUUUAUGAAAAGUAGAAACUUUCUUGUCACUGAAGAGCAAAUAAAAACUGAAAAAAUGAGACAAAAAAGUGAACAACUUUGUGCACUUUACUACGAAACAAAGUUAAAACUUUUAAAUCCUGCACCUUGUAAAGUUGAGAAGAAUGGGAAAAAUGAAAACUCAGACAGGGGGGUUAAAACUAUUGUUUUGGGGGUUUAUUUCCUAAAUGGUAGGUUUGAGUGUUCCAUUUUAACAAAAUUCUUGAUUUUUGAUUUACUGGGCAUUUUUAAAAUCUAUACAACUGAUAAAAGGGGAACUAUUUAUACAUAGCUUGAAUUGUAAAUAUGUA
This is a messenger RNA of Eurytemora carolleeae, 1198 nucleotides long. RefSeq lists its product as uncharacterized. Bases 1 to 1179 code for a protein of 392 amino acids. NCBI's taxonomy places the organism in Eukaryota, Metazoa, Arthropoda, Copepoda, Calanoida, Temoridae. The transcript is spliced from 5 exons. The record is from RefSeq and is a predicted model, not a curated record.